AUGUCGGUUCCAACCGCGACGUCGCUGCGCGACAUUUACCCAGAAGACGCGGUUCCAGUCGAGACCAAGCGAUGGGAGAAGCUCCUGGCUAAGUUCGAGCAAGUCCAUGGCAGGCAGGCCGAAUUCGUAGCUCGCAGUCCUGGUCGCGUGAACAUCAUUGGAGAGCACAUUGACUACUCCUUGUACGAGGUGCUCCCCAUGGCCAUCACCGCCGACUUUAUCAUGGCAGUAGCUAUUCGACCAUCACAUGAGAAGCCUCGAGUACGGAUAGCCAACCUCAACUCGGAAAAAUUCCCAACACGAGAAUUUGACAUCCCUGACGGCGAGAUCCCCAUUGACGCGACUGAGCACGAGUGGACCAACUACUUCAAGUCUGGUCUCAAGGGCGUGUCAGAGCUUCUCCAGAAGAAGCGUGGAAAGUUCCAAUCAGUUGGCAUGGACAUUGUCUGCGACGGCACAGUACCUAGCGGUGGUGGCUUGUCCAGCUCAGCAUCAGUUGUCUGCACCAGCGCAUUGGCUGUGCUGGCUGCAAAUGGCGAAGACAAGGUCGACAAGAAGGAGCUCUGCGAGCUUGCCAUUGUGUCAGAGCGCGCUGUUGGUGUCAACUCCGGCGGCAUGGACCAGGCUGCUUCAGUCUUCUCCCUCCGCGGUUCUGCUCUCUACGUCUCUUUCAAGCCUAGCCUCGACUACACCAACAUCGAAUUCCCCACAACAGACCCCGAGCUCACCUUCGUCACCGCGCAGAGCUUCGUCGCAGCUGACAAGCACGUCACAGCACCUGUGUGCUACAACCUUCGCGUAGUCGAAUGCACCCUCGCCGCUGCUUUCCUAGCCAAGGCUUUCGGCCUGAAGAAAGAGCUGCCCAGCGACUCCUCCCCACUGGGCGUCAGCUUGCGCGGUUUCCAUGACACAUACUUCGAGGAGAAAGAGGGCGUGGCCGACAACACAAAGACCUCUGUGGUCGACUUCGAAACACAACUACACAAGCUGGUCCAGCACACAGAGGACUACCUCACACAGGAAGAAGGCUACACAAGAUCCGACAUCUCCGCGCUGCUCGGUGUCUCAGAAGACGACCUGAACCAACGCUACAUGUCCAAGUUCCCCGUGCGGGCGGAGAAGUUCAUGCUCCGCCAGCGCGCCAUCCACGUCUUCACCGAAGCCCUGCGCGUCAUCAAGUUCCGCUCCUUGCUUUCCAGCCCCCCGUCGACAGACAAGGCCUACCUCCAGUCCCUCGGCGACCUGAUGAACACCACACAGGACUCGUGCCGCGACAUCUACGACUGCAGCUGCCCCGAGCUCGACGAGUUGUGCCAGCUGGCGCGUGCCGCAGGCGCUGCGGGGAGCAGGCUCACGGGCGCGGGCUGGGGCGGGUGCAGUGUGCAUCUCGUGCCGAAGGAUAAGGUGGACGCGGUCAAGAAGGCGUGGGAGGAGAAGUACUACAGGAAGAAGUUCCCGGACAUCACCGAGGAGAAGCUUGCACAGGCUGUUGUUGUGAGCAAGCCGGGCAGCGGAAGCAUGAUUCUGAAGGUCACCGGCGGAUCGAUUGCAUGA
Messenger RNA from Didymella exigua CBS 183.55, 1554 nucleotides. RefSeq names its product galactokinase. Gene Ontology annotation, molecular function: ATP binding; galactokinase activity. The transcript is spliced from 3 exons. Lineage: Eukaryota; Fungi; Ascomycota; Dothideomycetes; Pleosporales; Didymellaceae. Gene Ontology annotation, biological process: carbohydrate phosphorylation; galactose metabolic process. The record is from RefSeq and is a predicted model, not a curated record. Gene Ontology annotation, cellular component: cytosol; cytoplasm. The coding region runs from base 1 to 1554 and encodes 517 amino acids.